UUCUUAUUCCAACAUUCACUUGCUUCCUUUUGAAUACUUAGAGAGUGGAGGAGACAGCAACUGGAGCAGCACAGGCUUUUAACUCAAGAUAUUAAGAUGAGCGCAGACACGGCAGAGCACACGGAGGCUCCAGGUGAACAGACGGAGCGAAACGGAAUCGACUUCAGUCGUCAGAUAAAAACAGAGGACAUUCAUGACUCACCUCAUUCAGGCUCCACCGUAAAGACAUGCCACCUGACACAGAGCUCUCCAGUGCACGGAGGUCAGCUGACUGGGGAGCUCACAUCUCUCCACCCCAUGCAGCAGCUGGUUCUGAUGCCUCCUUCUCACCUGCCAUCUCCCUCCCCCUUCCUGCUCUCCCAGAGUUCCUCCAGUCACCAAGCCCUUCUGCAGCAGAACCUGCUAUCUCUUCCUAGCCAGAGCCCAACUGGUCUUCUUCAGCAUCAGCCUGGUCUGGCUCUGACUCCACAGGCUAUGGGUCGCUCGGGUCUGGCAGGACCUUCCAUGGAGAACCACAUGGACAUGUCCCACCUGCAGAUGCCCAAACACAUGUCGGUGCCUCCACAGGAGGAACCUAACGAGCUGGAGGAUCUGGAGCAGUUUGCUAAAGCAUUCAAACAAAGACGGAUCAAACUGGGUUUCACUCAGGGAGAUGUUGGCCUUGCAAUGGGAAAACUCUACGGGAAUGACUUCAGCCAGACCACAAUCUCUCGAUUUGAGGCCCUGAACCUGAGCUUCAAAAACAUGUGCAAACUCAAACCUCUGCUGGAGAAAUGGCUGAGCGAUGCCGAGAACUCACCUUCUGACUCGAUGAGCAAUUCCAGCUCUCUGCCGGCCCUGAUGGAGGGCUACGGGCGCAAACGGAAAAAGAGGACGAGCAUUGAAACCAACAUCAAAAUGACUCUGGAGAAACGUUUCCUGGAUAACCCUAAGCCCAACUCUGAGGAGAUAACCCUGAUCUCAGAGCAGCUGUCCAUGGAGAAGGAGGUGGUUCGAGUUUGGUUCUGUAACCGUCGCCAGAAGGAGAAGAGGAUCUACUGCCCGACAUCAACUCUACCUGUCAAGUCUCACACCUACAACUCCAGGAUGGCCUCUGCAUCCAGGUCCUACAGCCCUCUGGCUUCAGGUGGAGUUUCUUCAAGUUCAUCCCCAAAUAGUAUGAGCCGUGAGGCAUCUCCCAACGGUCUGUCUGCAGCCUCCACCUCUCUAACCUCUCCAGUCAGUGCAGCUUCCUACAGCACGUCAGGGUCAUGGUACCGCACAUGGAACCAUCCCACAUAUCACCAUUGAAAAACUGUAUGACAUGAAGUUUUUGAAGGUAGUUUUCUUCUAGAAGGAUGCAUGGAGUCACUCAUUGUCCCGUAACACACAUGGUUACAGCUACAGGUGAAAGCUCACACGGACACAUGAGACAAAGAAGCGGGAGCAGCACAAGCAGAGGACUGCGUGCCACCACUCUUCUGUCAACACUCACUUCAUUGCUCAUGCAAGUCCCAACAGCCUUCAGCUGUUUGAUUUGUGUUCAAGUGACUCUUUAUUCAGUUGCAAAUAUGAAGAACACACACACAAAUCACACACACACAAAUAUCCUAAACAAUGGAGGGAAACGUCCUGUCUGAGCCUGUAACUGCCACCACUUAAAAUAAUUUAUAUUGCGCAUCAGCCUGUUUAUAAUGCCAUCUUUCUCCUCUCAUCUGUUGUUUUUUUAAUGUUUAUAUUGUAUUUAGUGUUGAUUUCAGGGUGUUUUUAGGGAUUUUACAGGUUUCAUGUAUGUUUGUUAGUGCUGCAACUUACUACUUUUAUUCAACACUGUACUCUCGCUGUACCUGAAUAAGAUCUGGACAUGUCACAUGAAACGACUUUAUUUCAGUUAAAAAACACGUAUUAAAACAAACAGAAAUGCCAUGCCCUGUGUCAAGCUCAUUACAGAUGAAACUUUGAACCAUAAUUUGAAUUUCAUCGUGCCAUCUGGCUCUUAUCAAAGCUCUGAAUGGGCUAUUUGCACGGUUCGUUAACAAAUCACAUAUGUGUUAGACACUUUUAUGGAUAUUGAGUUUUAUGGCAGAUGUGGAGGUUUCUUCAAACCGUUUAGACCCUUUGCGGGCAACUCAGUGAAUCCUAGCAGUUACAUUACCUACAUCCUGAAAUAAUAACUGAUGGGGAUUUUUUGUGCCAUUUAACACUCAAGUUUUCCAGAGAAAGUUGUAAAAUAUAAAAUAUCACCAGACCUUUUUUUUUGUUUUGUUUUUAGUUUGGAAGUGGAGCACUUAAGCAAGUGUUGACAGAGUUUCUCUUUAUUUUGUAGCUCGUAGCUUGCUCUGUCCUCAGUUCACUUGUGUUUGCCUCUCUGCAGUUUCUGUUUUGAGUGUCCAUUGUAUAUUUUUUGUCCGGGGUUAAAGUUUUGCAGUGGGACCAAACUCCAACUUCAGCCAUAAAAUGAAAACAGCCACUAUAUUUACUGUAUGUUAUGUAACGUUACAGCAGAGUCAUGUUUUUACUGAUGUAACUGAAGCUACCACUGUAAAGGUGAAAAUGGAAACAGUGACGUGUGAUCCUCUGAGUCUCAGAGAAUCGUUUGUAUUUACCUCAUACUGAAUGUUUAUUAACA
Messenger RNA from Maylandia zebra (zebra mbuna), 2608 nucleotides. It is a transcript of the gene pou2f3, whose product is annotated as POU class 2 homeobox 3. The record is from RefSeq and is a predicted model, not a curated record. Gene Ontology annotation, molecular function: RNA polymerase II cis-regulatory region sequence-specific DNA binding; DNA-binding transcription factor activity, RNA polymerase II-specific. Gene Ontology annotation, biological process: regulation of transcription by RNA polymerase II. NCBI's taxonomy places the organism in Eukaryota, Metazoa, Chordata, Actinopteri, Cichliformes, Cichlidae. Gene Ontology annotation, cellular component: nucleus.